UAUCAGCAAUGUACUUCCUUGAUCUGGAAAAAUCCCAACAGCAUGGCCAGUGUAUAUAAACUGGUGGCAGCUUCGCACAGUACAUCACAUCUCAGAGACUGACCUAACAACACGUUCGACAACAAAGAAACACAGCGAUAGCCAGCAAUGUAUGCACUCAGGAAACUGCUGCUGGUGACUGUCCUCUCCCUGCUAACGCUGGGCAUUGUUAACUUCUCAGUAUCAGCACAUUCGAUGUAUAGCGACUGCUGUCUCGGCUAUUCAAAGGGGCGAUUGCCUUUGAGGAAAAUCAGUGGCUAUGUGGAACAGCAAUCCAAUGAAAUAUGUGAUAUAGAUGCAAUCAUAUUCUACACAGUUGGAGGACGGGCAGUGUGUACAGAUCCUGAGAACAAAUGGGUGAAAAGAGCUCUCCGUUAUUUGAGCAAAAAACUGGAAGAAAUGUCAUAUCAGGACUGAGAACAUCUCCGAGAAGAUAAGCAGCUGUAUCAGUUUGAUUUAUCAAACUUAAAACCUUCCUACAUAGUAUCUAUGUACUGUUAAACAUGUUGUUGAACACCACUUUUAUCUUACUAUCAACUGAUGUGUAAGCUUUUAGAAUUGUAUGUUCCAUUGAACAUGAAUAAGUAAUUAUACUACAAGUACUUAUUUAUUUGUUCAUUGUUUUUGCACACAAAAUAAAUUAAAAC
Molecule: messenger RNA, 686 nt
Organism: Chiloscyllium plagiosum (whitespotted bambooshark)
Lineage: Eukaryota; Metazoa; Chordata; Chondrichthyes; Orectolobiformes; Hemiscylliidae
Product: C-C motif chemokine 20-like
Biological process (GO): immune response
Cellular component (GO): extracellular region
Molecular function (GO): chemokine activity
Source: RefSeq, a predicted model, not a curated record